Messenger RNA from Marmota flaviventris (yellow-bellied marmot), 766 nucleotides. It is a transcript of the gene Npw, whose product is annotated as neuropeptide W. Gene Ontology annotation, molecular function: G protein-coupled receptor binding. Gene Ontology annotation, biological process: feeding behavior; G protein-coupled receptor signaling pathway. Lineage: Eukaryota; Metazoa; Chordata; Mammalia; Rodentia; Sciuridae. The record is from RefSeq and is a predicted model, not a curated record.
ACCAACUCCUUGCCUCUAGCCUCCUGUGCUCCUGCACUCCAGACCACAGUUCCUCUUCGCAUACAGACCCAGACUUGUGUGUUGCGGGAUCCGCCCGAUUGGGCGGCAGUCAACCUGAGCGCCCUGGCGUGGUGCCCGGGGGUGCGGGGCCGGGGGCUGGGGCUUCCUGCUAUCCCGCCGCUGCUCGCGUUUCUGCUGCUCCUGCUCCUGCUCCCGCUGCCCGCCGGAGCCUGGUACAAGCACGUGGCGAGUCCUCGCUACCACACCGUGGGCCGCGCCGCGGGCCUCCUUAUGGGGCUGCGCCGUUCACCCUACCUAUGGCGCCGCGAGCUGAGACCGGCUGCCGGGACCCUCAUCUGGGAAUCCCUCACCCCGGGCCCCACGGCCGGUAACGCUUUCGCUCUCCUCCGGCUUCCCUCGCGGGUACGGGAGCUGUGGAAGGCACGACGCAAGAGCUCUGGGGCUGGGCUCCCGGUCCGUGCGCCCCAGAGCCCGCACGUCCCUGAACUCGCGCCCGAACGGAAGCUGCGUCUGGACCUCCAGUCCUGGGCCUCUGCGGAGUCGGCCAGACACUUUGGAGAGAUGUCUCUGGCCCAGCCGUGGUCGCUGCAGAAAACUGCCUUCGCCGGCCCCCGCCUGGUCCAGAACCACCCUGACAGUAUUCCCUACCAGCGGCGACCCCGCGCCUGACCCAGGAGUAGACGCUGCUCUUCCAAGGCACGCAGCUUGAAGCCAGCCAGGUCAAUAAAAUCAACCUGAUAUCUGC